Molecule: messenger RNA, 4556 nt
Organism: Hippocampus zosterae (dwarf seahorse)
Lineage: Eukaryota; Metazoa; Chordata; Actinopteri; Syngnathiformes; Syngnathidae
Gene: pcdh17
Product: protocadherin 17
Exons: 5
Coding region: 890-4309 (1139 amino acids)
Biological process (GO): homophilic cell-cell adhesion
Cellular component (GO): plasma membrane
Molecular function (GO): calcium ion binding
Source: RefSeq, a predicted model, not a curated record
GACUUCAUUCUUUGCUCGGAGGCGCUCUCUCUCGUACUAAGGACUCGUCCAAACGUGCACAACACACUUUUGAACCAGCGUGAUUAGCACAGCCGACCACUCACCGGUUCGAUAGGAACAAGCACAGUGAGUUUGAAUCCAGUAUGGAGACGAACUGUUGCCUCUCCGCUCCUCCGCACUUUGGAUGAGGACGCCGGACAAGGACACCGCCGUCGCUGCUGCUGUUACUGAUUGGAAACCGGUUGCCCUUUUCCCUUUGGAUCUUACCUUGCCAAAAUUUCUGGAUGCCUAUCGUUUGUUGAACGAAGGUGACUCACUGUCGGUAGAAGGCGAGCCCCCCCACUGCAUCCUAAUCACACAGAGGAGAGGACUUCGGCUCAUUGAUAUCACAGUCAGACUUUUCUGAAGCCGUCUUAAUUUAUUUACACUGCGGUGCUCUGUAACCAUCAACCCAAAAGGGAUACGCACUCAUUCAAGGGGGGGUCAAAAUCACCCAAAACCCAUUUAGGAACUGACUUUGGAUCUUUACCUUUUUCCUCUUUUUGGGAUUAUUAUUUCAAGUAAUAUGGGUGGUUAUCCGUUUUUGCUCACAAUGAGUGUUCAAUUUGGAGAGUGGCUCAUGAUUAUUGCUCAGAUGAGUCCGAGUGCUCCGCGGAAUAUGAAUUAGGCAUUCAGCGCCGCAGAUCGCUGGGAGAGGCAGAGGAGGAGCGCGACCGAUCAAAGGCAAUCUACCAAGACCAAUGUCAAGACCUCACGUGAUGAACAGGACUCUUCAUUUGAUCCUAAGUAAUAAUUGUCAGAUUUAACAACACGUCAACAGGUCAGAGGCAGAAGAGAGAGAGAGAGAGAAAAACCCGUCUUUUUGCCACUACUGUAUUUCAGAGUGGGGAUGCAUCUUUCCAUUUUCUUUUUCCUCCUCUUUUGGGCUCAAGCCCUGACAUUGAAAAACUUGACUUACUCUGUCCCAGAGGAACAAGGUCCGGGAACUGUCAUUGGAAACAUUGCCAAAGAUGCCAGACUCGGACUGGAGCAGACUGGGCCGGGCGGGCAAGGAAAGAAAGCCAACUUCAGGGUGUUGGAGAAUUCGGCCCCGCAUCUCAUCAAUGUUGACCCCCAGAGCGGACUACUCUACACAAAGCAACGCAUUGACCGAGAAACGUUGUGCAAGAGAAACCCCAAGUGCCAGCUCUCGAUGGAAGUGUUUGCCAACGACAAGGAGAUCUGCAUGAUUAAAAUAGACAUCCAAGACAUUAACGACAACUCGCCCGUUUUCCCUUCGGAUCAGAUUGAUAUUGACAUAUCUGAAAAUGCAGUUCCGGGGACGCGUUUCCCUUUGACGAGUGCGCAUGAUCCAGAUGCGGGUGAAAAUGGACUGAAAACCUAUCAGAUCACGCGCGACGACUACAAUCUCUUUUCCUUGGAGGUGAAAUCCCGUGGGGAUGGAACCAAGUUCCCAGAAUUGGUGAUCCAAAGGCCACUAGACCGGGAAGAAAGAAGCCAUCACACUCUCAUAUUGGCAGCCACUGACGGCGGGGAAUAUCCGAGGUCGGGUACCAUGCAGAUCAAUGUUAAAGUGAUUGAUUCAAAUGAUAACAGCCCCGUGUUCGACCAGCCCUCCUACGUUGUUGAAAUUCCUGAAAAUUCACCUCCGGGAAAAGUGCUGAUAAAUUUGAACGCCACGGAUCCCGACGAAGGAAACAAUGGCCAAGUCGUCUAUUCUUUUAGCGGCUAUGCCCCAGAGAGAAUCCGGGAGCUGUUCUCAAUAGAUUCCCGAACGGGGGUCAUCAAGAUUCAGGGCGAAAUGGACUAUGAGGAGAGCCCGGUUAUUGAGAUUGACGUCCAGGCAAAGGACCUCGGACCCAAUCCGAUCCCCGGCCAUUGUAAAGUCACCGUUAAAGUGCUCGACAGGAAUGAUAACUGGCCCUCUAUCGGCUUUGUGUCUGUAAGACAGGGAGCCAUCAGCGAAGCGGCACCUCCGGGCACGGUUAUUGCGCUGGUCCGUGUCACAGACAAGGACUCCGGCAGGAAUGGGCAGCUUCAAUGCAGAGUGCUGGGUAAUGUCCCCUUUAAACUGGAGGAGAAUUAUGACAACUUCUACACGGUGGUGACAGACAGGCCGCUGGACAGAGAGGCGCAGGAUGAGUAUAAUGUCACCAUCGUGGCCAAAGACAACGGCGUUCCCCCCCUCAACUCCACCAAAUCCUUCACUGUCAAGAUUCUGGAUGAGAAUGACAACGUCCCGCGCUUCACCAAGGCCGUGUACCUUCUCCAAAUCCCGGAGAACAACAUUCCCGGCGAGUUCUUGGGUUCGGUCCUUGCUCACGACCCGGAUCUGGGCCAGAACGGCACGGUGUACUACAGUAUUAUUAAUUCCAACGUGAGCGGGGGUGAUGUCAAUACUUACGUCAACGUCAACGCCGCCAACGGAGCCAUAUACGCGGUGAGGUCGUUCAACUACGAGCAAAUCAAAUAUUUUGACUUCAAGGUUCUCGCCCGAGAUGCCGGAUCGCCGCACCUGGAGAGCAACGCGACGGUGCGCAUCAGCGUUCUGGAUGUCAAUGAUAACAUACCCGUCAUCGUUCUGCCCCUUCUGCAAAACGAUACGGCUGAAAUCCACGUACCGCGGAACGUCGGCGUCGGCUACAUCGUCACCACCGUGAGAGCGGUGGACAACGACUACGGCGAGAGCGGGAGGCUCACCUAUCAGAUCUCGGAUGGGAACGAAGAGCACCUUUUCGAUAUAGAGCCGGUGACUGGAGAAGUGCGAACGGCCCACCCUUUCUGGGACAACGUAAACCCCCUCGUGGAGCUGAUUAUCCGCGUAUCAGACCACGGCAAGCCGAGCCUCACCGCCGCCGCUCGGCUGAUCAUUAAGGCCUCGGACGGACAGCCGGCCGAUGGACUCCUGCACGUCGACGGCAAUCAGAACUGGGACAUGUCGCUGCCUCUCAUUGUAACUCUCAGCAUAAUCUCAAUCAUGCUCCUCGCUGCCAUGGUCACCAUCGCGGUCAAGUGCAAGAGGGAAAACAAGGAGAUACGGACCUAUAACUGUCGCAUUGCAGAGUAUUCCCACCCACAGCUGGGCAAAGGCAAGAAAAAGAAGAUUAACAAGAACGACAUCAUGCUGGUGCAAAGCGAGGUGGAGGAGCGGGAUGCCAUGAAUGUGAUGAACGUGGUAAGCAGCCCUUCCUUGGCCACCUCUCCCAUGUACUUUGACUAUCAGACACGCCUGCCACUCAGCUCACCGAGAUCGGAGGUCAUGUACCUUAAGCCCACUUCCAAUAACCUCAGCGUGCCCCAAGGCCACGUGGGAUGCCACACCAGCUUCACAGGCCCAGUCACCAGCACUACAGACACACCUACUAACCGCAUGUCCAUCAUACAGACGGACAGCUUCCCCGCCGAGCCUAAUUACAUGGGAAGCAGACAACAGUUUGUUCAAAGUAGUUCCACAUUCAAAGACCCAGAGCGAGCGAGUCUCCGAGACAGCGGCCACGGUGACAGCGACCAGGCCGACAGUGACCAGGACACCAACAAAGGCUCCUGCUGUGACAUGUCGGCCAAGGAAGCGCUUAAGUUGAAGGCGACGGGUGUUCGACCGCCUCCGUUGGAACAAGAUGAGGACUGUUUGAAUUGUACGGAGGAGUGCCGAGUCCUGGGUCACUCGGACCGCUGUUGGAUGCCGCAGUUCCCCGCCGGUGGAAACCAAGCGGAGGGCGUCGAUUACUGCAACAACAUGUUUGUGCCGGCGGGGAUGGAGAGCCUGCCUGAGACGGAGACCUACGAGACCGUCAACCCCAACGGCAAAAAAACCUUCUGCACAUUUGGCAAGGAGCGCCGCGAUCACACCAUCCUCAUCGCGAACGUCAAGCCCUACUUGAAGGCCAAGCGGGCCCUCAGUCCGUUACUCCAAGAGGUGCCCUCGGCGUCGGGCAGCCCGAUCAAGGGCGGCCCCGCCACGUGCGCCUCGGUUAAGAGUCCGGCCGACGGCGCCGAAGGCAAGCCUCCUCUCGCCACCUGUUCCGGCUACUACGGACCUCCCGAUGGCCAGUACCUGUCGCCCACCAAACAAAACCGGGAGCAAGGGGUUUACCCGCCGUUGCCCCCUUCAGACCCGGUGGCCAAGGUGCUCGCCGAGGCCCGCUCGAGAAUCAGCCAAGAGAGCCGAGGGGAAACGGAGUGCGCGCUGGAACAGGCGCAGAAUGACGCGAGCCGCGAUGGGAUGGAUGCCGACCGGGCGGUGAGGGACAUUGACAAGCUUUUGCAGGACUGCAGAGGAAGCGAGGCCGCCGGCACGCUGAGGAAGUGAUCCCCCCCCCAAAAAAAAAAGAAAAGAAAGACAAUAGGGGAAAGGAAAGAAAGGACGUUGAGUGCGGAAUAAGAGCCUGUUCCAGAAACUCUCCAUGCCAAAACUCUCACCCAAAGUAAUACAGACGUUGACGUUUUCUCUAUCGAAGGACCUUUUUCCUCACGGUAUGCAAAAGUACCAACACUGAAUUGAAUUUGAGGACAUUUAUCCACAGGCAGCAGUUCAACAAAAUCCCCCCUCCCCCCCA